Messenger RNA from Carassius gibelio (silver crucian carp), 807 nucleotides. RefSeq names its product beta 3-glucosyltransferase b (gene b3glctb). Lineage: Eukaryota; Metazoa; Chordata; Actinopteri; Cypriniformes; Cyprinidae. The record is from RefSeq and is a predicted model, not a curated record. Gene Ontology annotation, cellular component: membrane. Gene Ontology annotation, molecular function: glycosyltransferase activity.
AUGAAGUCAGUUUUGUCCUCCCUUUUAUCGUCUUCUUUGGUAGAGGCGUGGGAUGUGGUUUUUGUGAUACGGAGCCUAAAAAACUCAUAUCACACCCACGGGGCUGAACAAUGAAGAACAUCGCUUCCCCAUCAGGCUCAAACCUUAAAGCAGAGUUUACCAGAUGUUGUGCUCAUUCACAAGUUGUCAGGCUAUGAUGGGAAGUGCAGCAUUCUUCUGGCACUGCCACGUUAUGCAUCUGUUUUUAUUGAAACAUCUUCAUGGUUUGUGUUUUUGGAAGAAGAGACCAGCCUGAACUUAUACAACCUUCUGCAGGUGCUAAGCAAAUUCAAGACAUGAAAGGAGUGGUUUCUGGGCAGACCCCUCCAUGAUGAUGAAGCAACAAUUAUCCACCACUAUGCUUUCUCAGAGGACCCCUACAGCUUCACUUAUCCUGACUUCAUUGCUGGCUGGGCCCUCAGUUGCCCCGUGGCUAAGCGAACUGCAGAACGUGUGAAUUAUGAGCCGCCCAAAUCAGAUUUCACAACUGACCUUCAACGUGACAUUUCCCUCUACAUUUGGGAGGAAGGGAGAGGUCCUGCUUUGACUGCGGUGAACGAGUUUUGCUCAGAGCUACACAGCUUGUCCUCUACAGGAGAUUGUGCUACGUCCAUCAACACCUUGUCUGCAUGUGGAAACCCUGACAUCUUUGUUGCUGGUAAAACAUGUCAAAGAUUUCAUGGAGAUAGACUUCCUUUAGUUAAACAAACUUAUUUUUGUUGUUUUCUUUGUAUGGAUGGAUUCCUCGGGUUGUGGAAAGAUUUGUAG